Molecule: messenger RNA, 4206 nt
Organism: Schizophyllum commune H4-8
Lineage: Eukaryota; Fungi; Basidiomycota; Agaricomycetes; Agaricales; Schizophyllaceae
Product: ARM repeat-containing protein
Exons: 12
Coding region: 104-4072 (1322 amino acids)
Biological process (GO): mitotic chromosome condensation; mitotic cell cycle; meiotic chromosome condensation
Cellular component (GO): condensed chromosome, centromeric region; nucleus
Molecular function (GO): histone binding
Source: RefSeq, a predicted model, not a curated record
GCCGUUCGUCCGAGACGCCACAUCAACAUGUGCGCCACGUGGAUUUGGACGCGACGAACACGUGAUCUCAUAAACUCGUUCUGCGCGCUCAUCGUCGGCAACGAUGGCGCCUCACUUUGACCUCCGCGAAGAGCUCCAGGCAUGCGGGCACGACGACUAUGAGAUAGAACACGACCACGAACCUGAUGGCGACCUUGCAGGCUACCUCGAAGCCGCCAUAGAGCAAGUCGCGAGCAACAGCGACGCCAUCACGAAUCCCGAGAUUUUCGACGUCUACCGCAGCGUCUUGAAGCACGCGAACCAGGUCUACGGCCAACUCAUGACCAAGAUGCUCGACUCCAUCUGCUCCGGGUUGCAGAGCGACGUGCUGACGGCCAAGGGCGACCUCGAGGCGAUGGGCGAGGACGCAUACGUGGAGCACAAGACGGCGAUUGAGAUGUAUGCAUUCUUGCUCUGCUGGUUUGCGACGAUCGCGGAAACAGUGAAGCCGAUUGAGGAGGAGGCGGCGAGCGCGCCGGCACCCAAGUCAAAGCGUGGCCGUGGGGGAAAGAGCGCGGCAGCUUCGCGUUCGGCAGCGAAGAAGAAGACGAGCGAGUGGUCCUGGUCAGCUCAGAUCGACAAUGUGUUGAAGCACAUCAUACGCGUCCUCGGCCCGUCAGGCAUUCAGUCACAGAAGAUGUGGCCAGACGCGAAGGAGAGGGACGAGUUUAUCAACGCCGUCACUCGACCCGCAUGGGAGGUGGCCAAGAUCGAGGCCCACAUGAAAGACAAGGACGUCCGCGACCACUUCUACAAAGUCAUCGAGCUCGCCGUCACCCAACACGGGCAUGGCCCCGCCGCCCAAGUGCACGUCAUGUAUAGCCUGUCCAAUCACGAGCACCUCGCUGAGCGCAUGUCGGAGCUGCUUUACAUGAUAGAGAAGAGCGGCAACACGGAGCUCACAUCCAACGUCCUCGCCGACAUCUCCUCGCGGCACUUUCCUACGGAGGCAAAGGAGGCGAAGAACUUUCAGAAGUUCCUAGUUGCGCUCAGCAGCCUCGUCCCGCGAACGUUUGAGAAGAACCUCGCGCUGGUGACUAGUCUGCUCGAGGAGCAAGCCUUCCAGGUUCGCUCUGCCGUCAUGGACGUCGUCGGCAAUGUUAUCACAGAUAUUUCGACCAGGGAGGCGGAGGACCCCGAGCAGCGCAACAAGCAGCUGCGCGCGCACUAUGAGAUUCUUUUGGAGCGCGCCUUGGAUGUCUCCUCGUUUGUCCGUGUACGCGCCCUCGGUGUUUGCCGCCAGAUCGUCCAGAGCGAGCUCACGAAGCCCGCGUUUUACAAGACUCGCAUCUGGAUCAUGUCCGUUGCUGCGGAUGCAAUCAAGGACACGACCCCGUCGGUGCGGAGGGCCGCGGUGCAGCUCAUCAACGCGCUCAUCGAGUUGCACCCGUAUCAGGGUGGCGCGCACGGCGACGAACUGCGGCGGGAGGACUGGCAGGCCGAGUACGACAAGUGGACGGACAAGCUGCAGAGCAUGCAACCCACCGCUGGCCAAAUGGAGCUCAACAACUCGCAAGACGAGGAGGCGAUGCAAGUCGACGAUGAUGAGGAGGAAGAGGAGGGAGAGGGCGAAGCAGGAGACGAGGAAGGAGGCGAGCCAUCGUUGUCGAUGAACGUCGACGAGGAGGAGGAGGCCCCGCCUCCGCGUCCCAAGAAGGCUAAGAAGAAACCGCGUCACUCUCAGAUCGACCCGGACGCCGUCGCCGCGGUGGUAAACAACAUGACGAGCGAUGAGUAUCGGCAUGCGCUGCUUGAGCGGAAGCACGCCAAGGACGCCUUGACAUUCAUCGGGCAAGUGGAGGAAGUCGUCGAGCCUAUGGGCAACCUGCUGGGUUCUAAGAGUCGCCCAGAGGUCCUGGAGGCCAUUGGGUUCUUUGAGCGAGCGAAGCUUUGCGGGUUCAAGUGCGAGGAGGGUUUGAAGAAGAUGCUGCACUUGAUCUGGGAGAAGGACAACUCGACGGCGGCGCCUUCGAAAGAGAACGACGACGGUGCGGAGGCUAUUGACGCCAAGGGUAUCCGGCAGCGCGUGGUCAAGUGCUACCAGACGCUGUACUUCGAGGGCCAAGGUAACACUCAGAAGGAGGUCGUCAACAACACGACGAAGAACCUCAUCGAACUCACGCACGACGGCACGUUAGCCGAGCUGACCAGCUUGGAGGAACUCAUGCGCGUGUUCAUGAGCGAGAAUUUGGUGCAUGAUUACGUGAUCAGCAAGCUCUGGAGCGUGUACAGCGCGCAGAAGGCCUUACCGAGGCAACAGCGGCGUGGCGCGAUCAUCAUCCUCGGCAUGCUCGCAACGGCAAGACGGGAUGUAUUGACGGACCGAGUCGAUCUCAUGCUGAAGACGGGUUUGGGGCACCAUGGCAAGACGGAUCUGCUGCUCGCUCGGUAUACCUGUCUAGCUUUGCAGCGCCUGAAUGGCAGCGCGAAGAAGGUCAAAGGUUCCCUGGCCGAUAACACCGUGCGCUUCCCCGUGGAUCAUCCCAUCUUCCGCAAGUUGCAGGAGACCAUCGAACGUCCGUGUCGCAAGAUCGACUGGUUCGGGCUCGCCGAGCAAAUCAUUAACACCGUGUACGCGUUGAGCGAGCACCCGGACGUGUUCUGCAACGCCGUCAUCAAGACGCUGACCAUGCGCGCGUUUUCAAAGCGGGCGGCGCCGGGGUCUGCCGCCCAGGAUGGCGAGCGCGACGAGGAUGCGAUGGAUGAAGGGCCGGAUGGUUUCGGUACGCCGAACGAUGGCGCUGGGGAGCAAGGCGAUCUCGGGGAUGCGUUUGAGCUCAGCCAGUUGCUGUUCGUCGUGGGGCAUGUGGCGAUCCGGCAUAUCGCGUUCAUGGAGGUUGUGGAGCGCGAGUGGAAGCGGCAGAAGGAUGAGAAGGAGGCCAAUGAGAAGAAAGGCAAGAAGCAAGACAACCGCGACACGUCGAAGGAAGCGGAUGGGUUGGACGGCGUUACGGGCAACGCGGAGGACGAGCUUGGUGAUAUGUUCUUGGGGAUACGGGAGCGCGAGCUAUUGUAUGGGGAGGACUCUUUGCUCGCGCUCUACGGCCCUAUCCUCCAUCACGUCUGCGCUAGCCCUCAUAAGUACAAGAACAAGGUCCUACGCGCCGCGGCUACGCUCUCUCUCGCCAAGUUCCUUUGCGUCAGCAGCCAGUUCUGCGAUGCCAACCUCACUCUGUUGCUCAAGAUCCUCGAGACGUCAAAGAACGCCAACAUCCGCAGCAACAUCGUCGUCGCCCUGGGCGAUGUCGCCGUCUCCUUCAGCCACCUCAUCGACGAGAACAACAAUCACCUGUACCGCGGGCUGAGCGACGACGACAUUGUCGUGAAGAAGAACACGCUCAUGGUCCUCACGCAUCUCAUUCACAACGGCAUGAUCAAGGUCAAGGGCCAGAUCGGCGAGAUUGCGAAGCUCGUUAGCGAUCCGGAGCCGCGGAUUGCGGACCUGGCGAAGCACUUCUUCCUUCAGAUCUCGUCGAAGGAUAAGACCAUCUACAACAACUUGCAAGACAUCAUCAGUCACCUGUCGACGGGUCCGCGGGCGGUGGAUGAGCAAACCUUCGAGAGCACGAUGAAGUACAUCUUCACAUACGUCAACGCCGGCGAGCGGCAGACGGAUGGGAUCGUCGAGCGCCUCUGCCAGCGCUUCCGUCUCACGGAGGACCCCAGGCAGUGGAGGGACAUCGCGCUCUGCUUGUCGCUGAUCAGCUACAAGGGCGAGAAGAGCAUCAAGCGGCUGAUCGAGAGCCAGCAGCUGUAUCGGGACAAGUUGCACGAGCCGGUCGUGUACGAGCGCUUUGUCGCGAUCGUGAAGCAGGCGAAGGCGAGCAAGGCGGCGAAGAAUGAGAAGAACGAGGAGGAGCUGGCAGAGUUUGAGAAGAUACUGGAGGAGCAUAGGUUACAGGGCGAAGAGGAUCGGGAGCUGGAGAAGCGGGUGAAGGGGAAGAAGCGGCGGGUGUCGUCGUCGACAGCGAAGGCGCGGAAGCCGCCAUCGAGGAAGGUGCGGAUGGAGGCCGUGGAAGAGGAGGAAGAGUAAAGUGCUGCUUCAUGAUGCCGGUGCUUUUGCGUGACUCUUGGCUAGGAUGUAUCUUUAUUACCUGUUGUACUAUCUGUUUCUGUGCCGCAUGCUCGUCGCUCGUACUGCUGUUCAACAACAAUUUUCUACAAGGC